This is a messenger RNA of Pocillopora meandrina, 489 nucleotides long. NCBI's taxonomy places the organism in Eukaryota, Metazoa, Cnidaria, Anthozoa, Scleractinia, Pocilloporidae. The record is from the annotation of a GenBank genome assembly.
GAUGCACUUAAAAACCUGAAAGGGGACGAGUCCAUCAUGGUCCUCCCAGCGGACAAAGGGCGCGCUAGCGUUGUCAUGGAUACCGACACCUACCGAGCCAAGAUGUUUACGCUUAUUGAGAACGCACUCUACCAGCUCCUCAACAAAGAUCCGACAGACCGUCUGAUCCGCAAGUUGUCCGAAAAGCUGCUCACCUUGAAGCGAAGCGGAUAUCUAUCAGAGGUUGUUUACAACAAGAUCCGACCCCGACACAAACAGCCGCCUAGAAUCUACGGUUUACCAAAGAUCCAUAAGGCCGAUGUACCGCUAAGACCUAUCGUGUCGUGCGUAAAUACCUUUGCAUAUGAUUUAUCCGCUUACUUAGCCAACAUCCUGUCUCCUUUAACAGAAAAGUCAGAGUACACGGUGACCAAUUCAGUCCACUUCGUAUCCACCGUCAGCAAUGAGAAGAUCUUAAACAACGAGAUCAUAGCAUCACGGCAAAACUGA